Messenger RNA from Lactuca sativa (garden lettuce), 1308 nucleotides. Its product is annotated as stromal cell-derived factor 2-like protein. The record is from RefSeq and is a predicted model, not a curated record. Lineage: Eukaryota; Viridiplantae; Streptophyta; Magnoliopsida; Asterales; Asteraceae.
AAUAUAAAAUACUCCAAUAAAACAUAUUUAAUUAUAUGUUUAGAGUCCUUUUCAAAAGGGAGCUGAUUCGUCGUGUCAUUGUAUAUGCAUGGUGCAUCCUAUAUCGAAUCGCCAUUGAAGAACCAUCACUGUACUUAGAGAUCUUAAACACACUUCAAAACGCAUGUAAUUUCUCCUUCUCUUCAUUCAACCGAUACACACGUCGGCGGUGAUCAUAUCUUCAGCCGGAGGCUCCGACCAAAGAAAAUCUUAAGCCGUGGCUCAUCCGUCAUCGCAACGCCAACAGAACAACAACCACCUCUUAAGAAGAAGAACCGCCUCUUCUAAUUCGUCGGAUUCACCGUCAUCAAGCCCUACUCAAUUCUCAUCGUCGGAAAAGGAUCUAGACCUACCGCUUUGGCCACGAAAUAAGUUAACCGUAAUUUUACUUUUAAUGGCGUUAUCGUUCUUCUUCGGUAUCACUAUUUUCCUAUUCGUAACCCUAGAAUCAGAUCACCUGACGUCUCAUGUCGACGCUGCCACUUCCGAAGGCGUAGAGGUUUCUUACGGAUCGGUGAUCAAGCUGAUGCAUGAAAGGACAGAAUUCAGGCUGCACUCUCACCCAGUGCCUUAUGGAUCAGGGAGUGGACAGCAAUCUGUAACCAGUUUCUCCAAAGUCAAUGAUGCUAAUAGCUAUUGGGUUGUUAGGCCUACACUUGAGACAUCUGUAAAACAGGGAGAAAGUAUAAAGAGUGGGACCAUUAUUAGACUACAACACCUCAAAACAAGAAAAUGGCUCCAUAGCCACUUGCAUGCUUCCCCACUUUCAGGCAAUCUUGAGGUGAGUUGCUUUGGAGAUGGUGGUAGAUCAGAUAGUGGAGAUCAUUGGAAACUUGUAAUUGAGGGAAGUGGGAAAAGUUGGAAGCAAGAUCAAAAAAUAAGACUUCAUCAUGUUGACACGAGUGGAUAUCUUCAUAGCCAUGACAAGAAAUAUAGAGGCGUUGCUGGUGGUCAGCAAGAGGUUUGUGGUGUAAAGGAGAAAAGUGGGGAUAGUAUCUGGUUAGCAACAGAGGGCAUCUUUUUCACGACUAAUGAAAAGAAAUGAAUGGGUUGUUUUCGAAGAUCUCUUGACUAAAAACAAAUUCGCAUUUUGCAUUUUUGGUUGAUAAAAAACGUACCACUUUUUUCAUAAUGCUUUGAGUUUCAUUGCAUCUUCUUUUGUUUCCACGAUUUUUGUUUGUUUAUACAUUGCCUAAAUAUACUCUACCUUCAAAUUGGCUAUUUGUCAUUAUUUUUAAUGAUUAUGUUUGGUUAGCUUGUGAUGGAUGG